Molecule: messenger RNA, 965 nt
Organism: Archocentrus centrarchus (flier cichlid)
Lineage: Eukaryota; Metazoa; Chordata; Actinopteri; Cichliformes; Cichlidae
Product: DELTA-stichotoxin-Hcr4b-like
Exons: 3
Coding region: 145-702 (185 amino acids)
Biological process (GO): cytolysis in another organism; monoatomic cation transport; pore complex assembly
Cellular component (GO): pore complex
Molecular function (GO): channel activity
Source: RefSeq, a predicted model, not a curated record
CAGGGAGGGCUGUCUGAAGAGAGGUGCUAACCUCAGCUGUUGUCUUCAGUAGCUUUAUAAGGUGGUGACCUAAAAGCCUGACAGACAGAGACUGCAGCUGUCCUGUCAUCACAGCUAAGCGGACCGUCUUGAUUCACCACCAUUAUGCCUAAUUUCAAAAACGUUGUGAGCCAUGUGGAAGGAGCAGCUACUGUAUUAAAUGCAGCAACUUCUAUUGGUGUUCAAGCUGCUGAGCUCCUUCCAACACACCGUCAGUGCUCCAUUGAGCUUAAAAAUGGAUGCUCUAACUACACACUGCUGAACCCCAGUGUACACAAGCCCUUGCCCCUUGUUAUUGAUCCAUCUUCUACUGGAAGUGCGCUGUUUAUGAAGACUCCCAACACUGCUUGUGGAGCUGUCGGCGUCUUCACUUAUGACCUACGCAACAAAUCUACAGUGGAGUCCACUGAGAAACUUGCUGUGAUGUUCUCUGUGCCCUAUGACUUCAACCUGUACUCAAACUGGUGUGCAGUGGGAAUCUUUGACAAGAGCAAAGAAUGUAAUUAUGAUCUUUAUUAUCAGAUGUACAACAAAACAGACAAAGCAUUCACCAGAGGUAAAGCUGGCCCCGGGCUCAAUUAUAAGAAAGAUCAAAUUACCAUCAUGGCAUUGAUGACAGACUCUUACGAGCCUGUUAUCGAAGUUGAAGUGCGGGACGCUUAAAAAAAGUGUUGAAAUGUAAAUUGUUUACUUGAUGCAUGAAUACAUUAAUUCAUUGAUUGAGCUUUGCAUUUCUGUCAACACUCUUCUUUGUUUUCUUUUGAAUUCUAUGCAGAUGACUGUAGUUUUGAUCAAUUUUACAGUGAAAGGGAAGAAUCUAAAGUAAAGACCCGAGUAUCUCUAACAGAAAUGAGCAGCAAUGGAUACAAAAAGGGAAAAAAGAAAAAAAAUACAAUACUUGUAAUACUUGUAAUACUUGCACUUGU